This is a messenger RNA of Yamadazyma jaroonii, 741 nucleotides long. The record is from the annotation of a GenBank genome assembly. NCBI's taxonomy places the organism in Eukaryota, Fungi, Ascomycota, Pichiomycetes, Serinales, Debaryomycetaceae.
AUGGAUCAACCUCACGGAGAUAUAACGCUUGCCCAGCUAUACAGAGUUUUAGAAAGAGCUUCUCGUCAACCUCAACCAUUAAGAACAUACUUGGGCCUUCAAUGGAUCCUUUUCAUACCCUUGCCGCUCAUCAAAAUAAGACAAUUCUGGCAUGAUUAUCUGUUGAGAGAAUACCUCGUGACAUUUACAGCAUUGGUUCUAACUGCUUUACAACGAGCUUUCAGAGUUAUGGUGUUCAUCAUGGGAGCUUCCUUCUAUCUCCAUCGAGUGUUGGAGAGGUUCUUCAUGUUUGGUAAUGAAUUAACUUUCUCCAGAAACUUCUUCAAGGAAGUAAUAACCUUCAUCCUCCGAGAUAACCGUGCAUUGUUCGAAAGAUUGGAAAACGUUAAGGUCAAAGGGGAUGUUGUAUCCACAGAGAGUGAUUCGACUCUCACGAACUUUGUUUCUACCAUUUUAAAUUUACUAGUGAUGAACUUAAAUUAUAUUUGUAUUUCUGUUCCGGGGAAAACCAAGUGUUCGGCCGAUGAUCAUUCUUUGAUAUAUAAGUUUCAUGAAGUCAUUGGCCAUGGGGAUACUAUCACAAUCACAGUUUACUUACUUUAUGCCUUGAUAGGGAACUUGAUCUGUUUGAAUAUUCUUUAUUUAUAUUCAGUCUCUAUGCUAGGUCUGUUGAAGAAGUAUGGUCAAUACUCCAAGAAGCUUUUGGUGCUUGUUUGGGGGUCAUUCAAGCAACUUAUUUAA